AUGGCCUCUCCAAGGGCCAGGGAGGAGCGGAAGCCCUUGUCAGGGCAAGAGGAGACCCUAGACAGGCCUGCCAUGUCCCCCUUUGAGGGCAGAAGGUCUGCCUGUGCGGCGGUGCUCCUGGUAGAGAUUCUGGAGCGGGCAGCUUUCUUCGGCAUUGUCUCAAACCUUGUCCUCUAUCUCAACAGCAGCAACUUCAAUUGGGGUGGCUCGCAGUCUUCACGAGCAACUCUGCUCUUUAUGGGGGCCUCCUAUUUGCUCUCCCCCAUUGGAGGCUGGCUGGCCGAUGCUUACCUGGGCCGCUACCGGACCAUCGCAUUCAGCUUCCUGCUCUAUCUGCUGACUGCCUGCCUGUUGCCUGCCACGGCUUCACCAGAUGGACGGGUUUUACUGUGUGGAGACAGGUCGGCUGAUGUGGUACAGCCCUCUUGCCAAAGAGGUGGCGCUGAGUGCAAGCAACAAUUGCCAAGUCAGUACUGUGCCCCUAUAAUGUAUACUGGCCUACUGCUCCUGGCCCUGGGUAUCAGCUCUGUCAAGGCCAACCUCACACCAUUUGGUGCUGAUCAGGUAACAGAUCUUGGCCAGGAUGCCACCCGACGUUUCUUUAACUGGUUCUACUGGAGUAUUAACCUUGGAGCUGUGAUCUCACUGCUGGUGGUUGCCUUUAUCCAGCAGAACGUGGACUUCCUUAUUGGCUAUGCCAUCCCUGCUGUCUGUCUGGCCUUUGCCUUGCUAGUCUUCCUUCUGGCUGCCCCAAGCUUUGUCACAAAGCCAGCCACUGGCAGUCAAGUCUCCAUAAUGUUCCAGAUGGCCUUUAAGAGAUGCUGCUGGGGCCAAGCAUUUCGGAAGAUCUCCUCCAAAGCCAAAGUGAAUGAUUUCCAAUCAGAAGAAGUGACCAGCCUGCUUUCAGGUCCCAGGCGCCAACCUCAGGAAGCAUCGCAUGACAACAUCUCCAAUUUCCAGGCACUGGUGAAAAUCUUACCUGUGCUGCUCACUCUGGUCCCAUACUGGAUGGUUUACUUCCAGAUGCAGUCAACCUACUACCUGCAGGGGCUGCACCUCCAUAUCCCAAACAUCUUUCAACACAGCAAUUCAAGCAACGGGGCACUCUCAGCAUCUGUAAGCAGUAGCUACACGUUCCCAGAUGCCUGGCUCCUUCUAGCCAAUGUGAUAUUUCUACUGAUCCUGGUCCCACUGAAAGACCGUGUCAUAGACCCAUUCCUGGCAAAGAGGAAGGUGUUGCCUUCAGCACUAAAGAGGAUGGCUGUGGGUAUGAUCUUUGGCUUUGCCUCAGUCAUUGCAGCAGGUGUUCUUGAGACUAAGAGGCUAAAAUAUGUGCACAACAAUAAGACCAUCUCACAGCAAAUUGGGAAGGAUCAUUAUAUCGCAGCACAACUCCCCAUCUGGUGGCAAAUCCCCCAGUACCUGCUCAUUGGAAUCAGCGAAAUCUUUGCUAGCAUUCCAGGGCUGGAGUUUGCCUACUCUGAAGCUCCCAAAUCCAUGCAAGGAGCCAUCAUGGGUCUCUUCUACUUCAUUUCUGGUGUGGGAUCCCUUUUAGGAUCUGGACUCCUGACUCUUCUCUCUGUGCCAGCCAAUGGUUGGAUGAACUGCCCAGAGGACUAUGGGAAUAUUAACAAGUGUCAGAUGGAUAAUUAUUUCUUCCUGCUUGCGGCAAUCCAAGCAGUAACCUGUGUCCUCUUUGUCUGGAUCUCUAUCCGUUAUGAGAAUCAGCAGCGGCCCAACUCCUGCCACCUCUGUAUCAGACAGGAGGACAGCUAA
Molecule: messenger RNA, 1776 nt
Organism: Euleptes europaea (tarantolino)
Lineage: Eukaryota; Metazoa; Chordata; Lepidosauria; Squamata; Sphaerodactylidae
Gene: SLC15A3
Product: solute carrier family 15 member 3
Exons: 8
Coding region: 1-1776 (591 amino acids)
Biological process (GO): transmembrane transport
Cellular component (GO): lysosomal membrane
Molecular function (GO): transmembrane transporter activity
Source: RefSeq, a predicted model, not a curated record